AAAUAGAUAGGUAGGUAGGUAGGUAGAUAGCUAAAUAGGUAGGUAGGUAGGUAGAUAGCUAAAUAGAUAGAUAGAGCCCUGGUAGUUAGAGAGCUGCCACACUGCAUUGAUUUGGCCUCUUCCGCAUUCCUCCACUAGAGGGCGCCCAGUUUCUGCAGAGCCGCAAAUUGGCUGGAAAAAGCGCAAAACUCCUUUUUCUGGGGAUUAUAUCGAGCUCUUCGCCGCCUAUUUGAAGAUCCGGUGUAAUAACAAGGCUAUUUUUUUCUGGUUUUGUUUUUGGCGCCUGUUGCUCCUUUGCUCUUUCCAAGAGGCAUCGCCCAGCAAGAGCAAAAGGCGCUGGUUUGGGUCCGGAUCCCUUUUUUUGCCUGUCUUUUAAUAGUCCGCACUUGGAUAAACAAACAAACAAACAAAGCGGGAUCGAAUCGGGAAAUUCUCUUUCUGGCUUGUCUUCCUGUUGGCCUUGGAUGCAGUGAAGAGGAGGAGAGCCAAGGGGGAAAGGCAGGUGCAAGAGGAUGGCCCAGGCCAAGCCCACCGCACUCUCUCGGGAGAUCACCUGGUUCACCAUCACCUGCGUCUGUGCCCAUCUGCAGGCGAGAGCCGAGCAGUCCCAAGGUGCCUACUUCUUGCCCGAAUUUGCACUCUCUCCACAAGGAAGUUUCUUGGAAGACACUGCAGGAGAACAGUUCCUUACCUACCGCUAUGAUGACCAGACCUCAAGAAUUACCCAGUCGGAUGAUGCAAAGGAAGGCGGCUGGGAUGCCUGGGGAGCCUGGAGUGACUGCUCACGGACCUGCGGAGGAGGCGCAUCCUAUUCUCUGAGGAGGUGUUUAAAUGGCAGGAACUGUGAAGGCAAGAAUAUUCGAUACAAAACCUGCAGCAAUAACGAUUGCCAAUCAGAUGCUGGCGAUUUCCGGGCUCAGCAGUGUUCAGCCUACAACGACGUCAAGUAUCAAGGACAUUUAUAUGAAUGGAUCCCUGUUUAUGAUGAUUCCAGCUCUCCCUGUGCCCUGAAGUGCCAAGCCCUGGGCCAACAGCUGGUAGUGGAGCUGGCUCCCAAAGUCCUGGACGGGACCCGCUGCAAUGCUAAAUCCCUGGACAUGUGCAUCAGUGGAAUAUGUCAGGCAGUCGGCUGCGAUCGGCAACUUGGGAGCCAUGCCAAGGAAGACAACUGUGGUGUCUGUGCAGGAGAUGGUUCAACGUGCAGGUUGGUGCGAGGGCAAACUAAGAUGCAUUUCUCCGCAGAAAAAAGGGAGGAAACUGUAAUUGCAGUUCCAUACGGAAGCCGCAGUGCAAGAAUUACCGUGAAGGGGCCAGCACACCUUGUGAUUGAGUCAAAGACAUUGCAAGGAGACAGCGGGGAAUACAGCUUUGGAGUCCCUGGAGUGUUCAACAUUGAAAACAGCACAAUUGAAUUUCAGAAGGGCUUGGAAAGAGAAACAAUCAAAAUCCCAGGGCCCCUUGGAGCAGAUUUUAUCAUAAAGACCAGGUAUACAGCCCCGAAGGACAGCGUGGUUCAGUUCUUUUUCUAUCAACCCAUAAGUCAUCAGUGGAGACAAACCGAGUUCUUCCCUUGCACUGUGACAUGCGGAGGAGGUUAUCAGCUGAAUUCUGCGGAGUGUGUCGAUAUCCGUUCAAAGCGUGUUGUGCCAGAUCAGCAGUGCCAUUACUACCCAGAAAACAAGAAACCAAAGCCAAAACUGAAAGAGUGCAACAUGGAUCCCUGUCCUUCAAGUGAUGGGUUUAAAGAAAUCAUGCCCUAUGAUCACUUCCAGCCACUUCCUCGCUGGGAACACAACCCAUGGACUUCAUGUUCUGUUUCAUGUGGAGGUGGGAUUCAGAGGAGAAGUUUUGUGUGUGUGGAGGAGACCAUGCAUGGAGAGGUCUUGCAAGUUGAGGAGUGGAAAUGCAUGUAUGCCCCCAAACCAAAAACCAUGCAAGCCUGCAACCUGUACGAUUGCCCUAAAUGGGUAGCUUUGGAAUGGUCACAGUGUACUGUGACAUGUGGCCGAGGAUUACGUUAUCGAGUAGUGUUGUGCAUUGACCAUCGUGGACAGCACACUGGUGGCUGCAACCCACAACUUAAGCUGCACAUCAAAGAAGAGUGUAUUGUGCCCGUUCCUUGUUACAAGCCCAAAGAGAAGAGCCCUGUUGAAGCGAAGGUCCCUUGGUUCAAGCAAGCGCACGAAGUGGAGGAGAUCAGGACUGUGUCUGAAGAGCCAAUGUUUAUUCCUGAGCCGUGGUCCCCUUGCAGUGCUUCUUGUGGCCACGGCGUUCAGGUGCGUGGCAUGAAGUGCCGUAUUUACCUCGCAUUUACUCAGACGGAAGUGGAGCUGCCCGAUGAAGAGUGUGAGGAGUCCGAACUGGUGACUGAACGUAGUUGUCACCUGGAGCCCUGUGAUGGUGAUCCUGUCCCAUUCCUUCCAGAUUUUUCACCUUCUGAAGACGCUGGUGAUGUUGUCUAUGACUGGGAAUACAUCGGAUUUACCCCGUGCUCGGCCACAUGUAUUGGAGGGACUCAGGAGGCCAUUGCAGUGUGUUUGCAUGAACAGACAAAGCAAAUGGUAAAUGAGAGCUUAUGUGACAGAUUCAAAAAACCUCCAGCAAUGAGCCGCGUGUGCAAUACAAGGCCUUGCCUCCCAAGGUGGCAGGUAGGACCAUGGAGACGGUGUUCCGCCACUUGUGGCGUUGGGAUCCAGACAAGAGAAGUCCACUGCCAGCAACCGGGUAGGUCGGUUGUGAACUCUGGAAACUGCAAAGACAAGAAGCCUCAUGCUUUGCAAGCUUGCAACCAGAUUGAUUGCCCACCAGUUUGGCACGUUGAAGCUUGGGAACAGUGUUCUCAUACCUGUGGUGGAGGCACCCAGAACCGCCAAGUGACUUGCCAGCAGUUGCGGAUGGAUGGGAGCUUUUUGAAACUUCCCGAUGAGCGCUGUCAUGAACCUAAGUUGUCUACGCACAAACCAUGUGCAAAAACAGAUUGCCCUCCACAGCUGGUUCUGGAAGAGUGGUCCAGAUGUUCUGUAAGCUGUGGUGUUGGGACACAAAGAAGGAAAUCCAUUUGCCGAAAGUUGACAGCCAAAGGCCAACAUCUUGCAUUAAAUGCAUCAAUGUGUAGCAUCCCAGCGCUCAUACGGCCCUGUCACAUGGCUGCCUGCAACAAAAUGAAGCAAGAAACAAAAUCCAAACUUUUUGGAAAGUAUGCAUCGCCUGGGCCACAGAUUCUCGGCAUCUCCAGAGUCUACAUACAGACCAGGCAAGAGAAACGCAUUGCUUUCACUAUUGGAAGCCGAGCAUAUCUGCUUCCCAAAACAUCUGUCAUCAUCAAAUGUCCAGUUCGAAGGUUCCAGAAGUCUCUUAUCCAGUGGGAGAAAGAUGGGCAGCAUAUUCAUAUCUCUAAGAGGCUUGGUGUCACAAAAUCAGGGUCACUCAAGAUCAACAGCCUUGAGGCUUCGGAUAUUGGAGUGUACAAGUGUGUUGCAGGCUCCGUACAGGAAGUGUUUAUCCUGAAGCUCAUCGGCACAGACAACAAGCUAAUCGAACCACCCGCUUUUAGGAAGCCCACAGAUGGGAGCAGCAGCACCGAACACAACGAAGCCAACCGGUUUGGAGCAAAGUGGCAUAAAAUGAACCAGAUGUGGCAACUGUGGAGCCAGAAGAGUGAGCAGUAUGUGGGAGAUGGACAAGUGAAUGACCAGCCUUCCCUGCAACGUCUUGAAGCUCAUACAAAAAAUUCAGCAGAAGAAUACGACUCCCGUGAAUUCAGAAACAAACGACUGGAAGCAGUGGUCCUUCCUGGGGCUUACAGUAUGGACACAGUACAUUUCGAGGAGCUGAUAAAGAAUCUGAGUCAUCUUGUCGAGGCCGGAGAACUCACCGACGACGUGGUUUCCCAUCUCAUCUAUCAGUUGAUUGCCGAGGUGGCCAAACCGCCGCAAGUCAUUGCUGAACGACCGAAAGAGCCACAAGAAGAGGAGUUGCUUUCUAGGAAAGCUGGCAAAUCUCCAGAUCUGUUUGACAAUCUCAGCACAAAGCCCCAGGGCAGUUCUGUGACAACCAGCCAAAAGAUCCCGGUUAUUGUAAAGCCGAGAGACGGGCCAAAGGUUUAUUCAAACAAAACAAUCACUGUCCAUGUUGGGAGCACCCUUUUUCUGACCAAGGAUGUCCAUGUCGUCAAUUUGCUUUGCGAAACACUUGGGGUUGGCAACUGUAAUUACAUUUGGACAAAAGACGGAACAGACUUAACGUUAUCUGAUAAAGUGAUCAUGGAAGCCAGUAACAAAAUCCAGAUCUUGAAACCCACCGGGAAAGAGAUGGGGGUUUAUCAGUGCACAGCGAAGAAUGACUUUGGUUCAGAUAUGGGAACAUCUUCCCUGUUUUAUGCAGAACCUCCUGCCAUAUUGUCUUCAGCAAGGAAUAUCACAACAUUUGCGCUUCAAAACAUUUCUGUGGUAGUUGGGGGUACUAUCCUGGCAAGAAGAGAAGUCAACAUUAUGCUGAAAUGUCCAGUGAGAGGUCUUCCCCAGCCGGAGAUGAUGUGGUUGAAGAAAAGAGUUUCCCCAAGAGGCCGUUUUUUAAGAGUUGAGAAUGGCUCGUUGCUCCUGAACAACGUUUCCUGUGACGACGCAGGCGCCUACACUUGCACAGCCGCCAAUGCUCUUGGACGAGCUCUAGCCACAACUAUUAUUCAACUGACUGAUCAGAAAUGUCAGGAGCCUAAUAAUGGAACGUCUAUCGAUCGGAAGAGAAAGCGUGUCCUCAUGGCAUCUGGGAUUGGUACCAACAUUACCGCCGUGCCUGGAGCUCUAUUGCGGAUAGGUUGUCCAGUAUAUCCUUCUAGAAAGAACGCAAUUCGCUGGUUCUUCAAAAAUCAGCCAGUUGAAGAAAUUCAAGGCAUCACUUACAGAACCCUGGUCCACGGACGCAUCCUGGAAGUGAAUUUUGUGUCUGACCGUUUUGCCGGGCAAUACAGAUGUGGGACUUCAUCAAGUGCCAAGCCGUUGUCGGUCUGGGUGAAUGUCAAAAAGGAAGAGUAUAAAUGGAAGCUUGGGGAGUGGAGUCCUUGCUCUGCUACCUGUGGAAAUUCUGGGACCCACUUCCAAAGGAUCCAAUGUGUAAAUGAGAAGGAACAAAAGGUGAACAAAUCAUUGUGCAAAGAGAGCGUGAAGCCCAUUGUAAGCUAUCAGCCUUGCAACAUCCACGAUUGCCCUGCAAGAUGGGCAACAAGCGCAUGGUCUGAGUGCUCUGCUUUAUGCGGCAGUGGGUUUUCCCAGCGGCAAAGAGUCUGCAAACAAGUCAAAGCCAAUGGCACUGUUAGGACGUUGCCUCCGAGCAGCUGCAUAGACAGAGAGAACCCUUUGGAAAAGAAACCUUGCGUGGGUCGUUCUUGUACAGAAUGGAUGGUUCAUCCAUGGGGCCAGUGCACGGGUCACUGCAUAGGCCAUGGAGUAGGGCUGCAACACCGUCUCCUUCAAUGUCAGCACCAAAACAGAUCCACGGUAUCAAACUCACUGUGUGAUGCCAGGAAAAGGCCGUCUGUUAGAAGAAGCUGUUCUUCAGAGAAAUGUGAAGUGUUCUGGCGGGCAGGACCCUGGCGACCUUGCCCUGUUGAGUGCGGAAGUGGACUCCAAUCCCGGCAAGUCAGUUGUAUACACAGGAGAAGUAAGAGGCCUGUGGCAGAUCCAUUGUGCGCCUGGAAGAAGAGACCAGUGACUUGGCAGCAUUGCAAUAUCACUCCCUGUGACCGUAUGUAAAAGGCUUAUUUCCAUUUUUGAACUCGAUCACUUGUGGCAACCUGCACUUAGAGUGGUGAACUCUAGAAUGAAUUGGAUACGCCAUCAGUUGAAUCCACUUUCCCAUAUAAUUAGUGAACAAAGUUUUCCCAGUUCACAAAUUGAAGCAAUUGAAUGCCAAGUUAGACAUGGAGUUAUGUUGACUUCAUGCAUGUUGUUCAUGAAUGAGUCUCCAAGCAGCUUUCAAAUAACUCUGAACAGUGCAAGAGGCAAGGAGAGGGAGUGUUGAUGUUUUCUUUUGGUCUUGCAGUCGCAUUGCCCCAAAUGAGAUACUGGCCUGGGACAUCGAAGAAUUACAUAAAUUAACCUUUUCAAAAUAAUCCCGUCCUCUCUUAUAGAAGGCAGAUGUUUUAAUCUGAUAUAUAAAUGUGUGCCUUCAUGACACAUUGAUGUCGGUGGGAAAGGAGAGCCUGUGUCCCAUUUUCUUUCAUUUAAUUCAAUAGGUUUUAAACAACUGACUUUGGCUGGAUCAUUGCCCAAGAUUGUAUGCCAUUUUUUAAAUUAAAACACAUGUAAUAUACUUUUUGUAUAUAUUUAUUAUAUUAUUUUAAAGUGCAAUAUUUUUGUACAAUGUGUAAUAAAGAUUCUGGAACAUUUUUUUCCUUA
Anolis carolinensis (green anole) is the source of this 6395-nucleotide messenger RNA. RefSeq names its product ADAMTS like 3 (gene adamtsl3). Gene Ontology annotation, molecular function: metalloendopeptidase activity. The coding region runs from base 513 to 5750 and encodes 1745 amino acids. Lineage: Eukaryota; Metazoa; Chordata; Lepidosauria; Squamata; Anolidae. Gene Ontology annotation, biological process: extracellular matrix organization; proteolysis. The record is from RefSeq and is a predicted model, not a curated record. Gene Ontology annotation, cellular component: extracellular matrix. The transcript is spliced from 30 exons.